This is a messenger RNA of Chaetura pelagica (chimney swift), 525 nucleotides long. It is a transcript of the gene CCSAP, whose product is annotated as centriole, cilia and spindle-associated protein. Gene Ontology annotation, biological process: regulation of mitotic spindle assembly. NCBI's taxonomy places the organism in Eukaryota, Metazoa, Chordata, Aves, Apodiformes, Apodidae. Gene Ontology annotation, cellular component: centriole; axon; axoneme. Gene Ontology annotation, molecular function: microtubule binding. The transcript is spliced from 3 exons. The coding region runs from base 1 to 525 and encodes 174 amino acids. The record is from RefSeq and is a predicted model, not a curated record.
AUGAUCGAAGAUCAGCAAAAAGUCCUCAAAAGACAGAUCCACCAAAGGAGAAUAAACAUCCAUUUGCUCUUUAUGGAAGAAGAUCAAGAAAAGCAGCAGAGUGAAGAGCAAGAAAAAGCUGUAGAACACAGUUCUGCAAAGGAAGCUGACAAAACCAGCCGUACAGGACAACGUUCAAGCCGAAGUGCCUUGUCCAGUCGUAAUGAUCGAAGAUCAGCAAAAAGUCCUCAAAAGACAGAUCCACCAAAGGAGAAUAAACAUCCAUUUGCUCUUUAUGGGUGGGGAGAAAGAAAGACAGAUACUGGAAGUCAGAAAACUCAUAAUGUCUGUGCUUCUGCUUCAGUAAAUGAAAUUCAUGAAUCUGCUCUACGAGCAAAGAACAGGAGACAAGUGGAGAAAAGGAAGCUGUCUCAGAGGAGAGUACGAUCAGCAGAAGCAGACAAAGCUUGGCGGAUAAAGCCCUCUCCACCAGAUAACCCUUGGAUGACAGAAUAUAUGAGAUGCUACUCAGCAAGAGCUCGGUGA